GGGGGCUCGGUUUGAUUCGGCCUCCUUCGGCACCGUAGACACGUCGGAAAGAAACGAUCCUCCGCCGAAGUUCCUGGGGGGCGAGUGAAGGGAUCCGGGCGAACCAGUGGAGAGGGGCCAGGAUUCACUCAUCAUCCACCCAGAGCGCCGGUGACACGAGGUCUGGAGCAUUUCACCUCAUCGUGCUGCGCGGAAAACCAAGGUCUCCACCGCCCGAGAACGUCAGAAAAUAAAGAAAAUGGCGGAGCCGGACAAAUUAAACAUCGACUCUAUAAUUCAGCGUCUCUUGGAAGUCAAGGGCUCUCGGCCUGGGAAGAAUGUUCAGCUGACAGAAAGCGAGAUCCGUGGCCUUUGCCUCAAAUCCCGUGAAAUCUUCCUGAGUCAGCCAAUCCUGCUUGAACUAGAGGCACCCCUCAAAAUCUGUGGUGAUGUCCACGGCCAGUACUAUGAUCUGCUCCGACUGUUUGAGUAUGGAGGCUUCCCCCCAGAAAGCAACUACCUGUUCCUGGGUGACUACGUAGACAGAGGGAAGCAGUCACUGGAGACUAUAUGCCUGCUUCUAGCGUACAAGAUUAAAUACCCAGAGAACUUUUUCCUGCUGCGCGGCAACCAUGAAUGCGCUUCUAUUAAUCGAAUCUACGGCUUCUACGAUGAGUGUAAGCGACGGUAUAACAUUAAGCUGUGGAAGACCUUCACAGAUUGCUUCAACUGUUUACCUGUGGCUGCCAUCGUAGAUGAGAAAAUCUUCUGUUGUCAUGGAGGGCUCUCUCCCGAUCUCCAGUCGAUGGAGCAGAUCCGAAGAGUAAUGCGACCCACAGACGUGCCUGACCAGGGUCUUCUGUGUGACCUGCUGUGGGCCGAUCCAGACAAAGAUGUGCUGGGCUGGGGGGAAAACGACCGCGGUGUCUCCUUCACAUUUGGGGCAGAUGUGGUGGCCAAAUUUUUGCACAAACACGACAUGGACCUAAUAUGCAGGGCACAUCAGGUCGUAGAAGACGGUUAUGAGUUUUUCGCAAAGAGGCAGCUCGUCACCUUAUUCUCGGCUCCUAACUACUGUGGAGAGUUUGACAACGCUGGUGCCAUGAUGAGUGUGGAUGAGACGCUCAUGUGCUCCUUCCAGAUUCUGAAACCAGCAGAUAAGAAAUUGUAUCCUUAUGGCGGAGGGGGAGGAAUGGGAUCUGGGAGACCGGUCACUCCGCCGCGAAAUUCAGCCAAGGCCGCCAAGGCCAAGAAAUAACACCCACUGGGUUCUCCUCCAACAACCUGCCACCCCCCUGUCGGCCCAGUGCUCUUUUUUUCCCCUCUACCUCCCAAACUUGUUUCUCCCUCGUCACCAAACAGCAACAAAAGCAAACAAGUGUCCAGGGUUCAAUCAUAUUUCUUCUCUCUAAAACUAUUUUUAACAGUUUGUUUGGCUGUUUGCGUGUAAUUCCUUGUGUGCGGAUGUGUAUAAAAAGUGCGACUGAUACAGAAGUAAUUUCUAUAUUCUGUAUAUGCGUUAUUUUUUUCUUCCUUCAGUAGGCUACCCUCUGUUGUUUCCUGUCAUUUUGUAGAGGUUGGUUGGAGCCUAUCUAUGAUGUAAAUUCAAACCUGGGUGCAGGCGGAGAGGAAGGGGGAAGAGAAAGGAGCCUUGGCUGUUUAUGUUAAGGCCCUGCACUGUUUAAUGCUAAACACAAGCUUUUGUACAUCCUGUUUCAGAGGUCUGUGUGUGUGUCUAUGUGAUGGGGUUGGGCAGGGAGGGCACAAGGGUGGGCACGGGGCGGGUGGAGUAAAACAGAAAUGGCACAUAAAACACACUGGGUGCACAGGUGGAAAUAUGUGCAGGUGAAUCCAUGAGACAUGUUAUUUCUUUCUUUUUCUUUUCCUUUUAGAAAACUGAUUUGAGAACAGUCAUGGAUGUGAAAUGGUUUUGCUUCUGUUGUAGAUAUAUGAAACCGACAUGGUUUAAUUCUUUUUCUUCUUCUUUGGUUUUUAGUUCACUGAAAGUUAAGAUGAAUAAAAAUAACCAUUUAUUUUAAUUAUUCUACCACGCUGAUCACUCUGUGUUUGCCAUUGCUUCCAAGGUCGAAAGUGUCAUUUUUGGCCCCAGUUUACCUGCAGUUGAAACAAAAGGGCAAUUCACAUGUUUAGCAACCCAAGGAAAGCUCUUUCACUGAGCUGCUGCUGCUAAUGGCCUCGUAAAUACCAUGUGAGAUCUGACAUCUCUCAGUUAUCUGGCAUUUAUUCUGCUCUCAACUUAAACAUAGUGCUGUAUACUCCAGAUGCCUACUGAGAAGAAAAUGGCUUCAAGCUUCUUUCUUUAUUUAGUUUUCAAAAGGAGAUGAGAUGGUGAAUCACUUCAGUCAAGUCCUUUUCAUUUGACAAAAGAAUGGGCUUGUUUAACCAUAAAGCCACAGCAAACCAGGGGGAUGCAUGCACGAUAGAACAAUGUGGAAGUGAAGACUUGUUGGCACAGCCCUUUAAAUCUGAUGGAGAAUCUGAGCCCAAACAUUCCCCUGUGAUUAUAUCUCAAAGUUUUGGAUUCAGUGCCAGAUGAUUCCCUGACAAAAAGCUCCUGCUGCUCAGCAAUUAAAUAAGUUUGUUGCGUAGGAUCGCUGUGUAAAAUACUCGCUUUUAACAACAUUCUCUUUCAGCAGCUCAGAUGCACACAGAUCAAGUACACCCAAGACAACUGAACCCUCAGACAUCACUUUCCUUGAUUCAAAGCAGACUCAUGAAGAUUUUAAGCUUUAUCUCUCCAUCACUUUAUGUCACGUUCUCCAUUUUGCAGCCCCUUUAACUUCAGCUGGCGUACAGGGUUUCGCCAGUGAAAGCAGUCCAUAGGUCAGCACAGGCUGUUGCAACUGGUGGAAAAAAAAAAAAAGUGUCUCACUGCUCAUUUAUAGUUACCCAAACACCCCCUCCCCUUCCCAUCAUUACAUAAUUGGUCUGUCUUUUAUUUGCCUGCUGUCUGUCCUCACUCUUCAGCCCUCUGUCCAAGCGUAAACACACAGGCUCACAGUAAUCGUUGAUCAAGCUGAGCGUGGUGCAUGAGUGCAGACUUUAGCAGAGGGUAUUGAAGACGUAGUUCAAGCUUCACCUCCAUUUUCUCUGCCAGACGUUUUCACCUCAGUACCUCAGAAACUAAAUGGUUUUUUUUUAUUCUUAAAGAAAUUAUUGUAAGUAAUGUAAUAAAUUACAAAGUAAGGAA
Molecule: messenger RNA, 3190 nt
Organism: Paralichthys olivaceus (Japanese flounder)
Lineage: Eukaryota; Metazoa; Chordata; Actinopteri; Pleuronectiformes; Paralichthyidae
Gene: ppp1caa
Product: protein phosphatase 1, catalytic subunit, alpha isozyme a
Cellular component (GO): cytoplasm; nucleus
Molecular function (GO): protein serine/threonine phosphatase activity
Source: RefSeq, a predicted model, not a curated record